Molecule: messenger RNA, 2191 nt
Organism: Hevea brasiliensis (rubber tree)
Lineage: Eukaryota; Viridiplantae; Streptophyta; Magnoliopsida; Malpighiales; Euphorbiaceae
Product: probable E3 ubiquitin-protein ligase ZFP1
Exons: 7
Coding region: 227-1885 (552 amino acids)
Cellular component (GO): nucleus
Molecular function (GO): ubiquitin protein ligase activity
Source: RefSeq, a predicted model, not a curated record
AAAAAAAAAAAGGGAAUACUGAGUUCGCGUCUUGUAUUUGUAUAUAAAAUAAUUAGAAACAGCAAAUCCAAGCGAGUCCCUCCUUCCUUCCUCUCUCUAUCUCUCUCUCAGAAUUUCUGCGGGAGAUCUCAAAGUGUUCCUCUAAUUAGGUAUUCUGUCGCAAUUUAUCCAUCGGUGAAAUUCCAGCCCUUGAUUUUGUUAAUGUUAACAAGGGAUAAUUUGAGUUAUGGGACAGAGGAACAUGCUAUGCGCUAGUCAGAUUGAUCUAGAAAUGGAUAGGCAAGGCCAGGGAUAUCUACAUCCUGAGCCUUGCAUUCUCUUGGGGGGCAUAACCAACUUCCCACAGCCUGAUAUUCAGACAGUGGUUACAGCUUCAGGGGGUACAACUAAUGUUGAUGGCCAUCAUCUACCAGAGCGUUAUGACAAUGCUAUUUUUUAUGGGAUGCCACAAUACCAUGGUGUUCAACAUCAUCAUCAGCAUCAUGUGCCAAAUCUUGACUUAGGUGCUGCUGCUGCUGCUGCAUCCAACUUCUAUGUUCCUUACAUGACCCCAUCUGCUGGUAUUCCUUUAAGUCACCAGUCUUGUGAUCAUUUACCAUCUUCCACCAAUUAUGGAGUCAUUGGAGUUUCAGCUGAUGAGUAUGGAACAAACAAUAACUUCAUGGAUAGUGCCAGAGGUUCAUACAAGAGAAAGAAUGCUGAAGGCAACUCUGGGAAUUUCCAGUAUUUCAAUGCCUCAGCAAGCUCCAGUUCUUCAUUUACCCCCUUAAAUACAAGACAUCCUGAUGGGUUUCUUCUUAUGGAUGCUGCAUCUUUUGCCCCACCUCAGUACAGAGGGAACAGUGCUCCAUCAAUCAGGGAGCUGGGAUCUCAUAGAAGUGUGAGGAACAGAUUAGGUGCUACUGGGCUCGAUCCUGUUCUGGCUCACAACCAAAAUCACUUUAUUCAAGGAAACUAUAUGAGUCAGCCCUUUCAGCCAUCUGGUUCUCUAUGGUUGGAUCAACAGCUAAGCAAUAAUUCCAGUGACACAGGAGCCUCAGCAUGGACCCAGAACCCAGCUAUUACUUACAUGCAUGGGAACAAUGUCAGUGGGGUUGAGACCGGAAGCAUGGGUCCACAGCAUUAUCAUGACCUGUCUGGCAAUAGAACUAACUCGAGUUUCUUGCAUCCCUCUCCUGCCAACCUCCGGCACCACAAUUUUCAUCACCUUUCACCUCCUGUUCAAGGAAUGAGAGGCCACAAUCUUAAUGUUCUUCCUCAGGUACCAGCUGCUUCAUUUAGAGGUCCUACAAGCUAUGCUUCACAGAGCAAUGUCAAUCCGUCUCAGGAUGGUAUGGAUAUAGGAGUUAGGCAUCCAGGAUCUGUCCAGCCAACAAGCCUUAGGAUAUACAGACCUCACCGUGAGGGAGUUUUAUCAGAUACAGCUAUAAGACACCGCAAUGUUCCUCAUCUUAGAGUCUUACCAACUGAUGGGGUAGCUGUACUAGAGUUCCCUGACUAUUAUGAGGUAGAGAAUUAUGUUGACCAUCACAGUGAUAUGCGCUUGGAUAUAGAGGAUAUGUCUUAUGAGGAGCUUCUUGCACUUGGGGAGAGGAUUGGCAAUGUGAACACUGGAUUAUCAGAGGAAACCAUCAGAAGUAAAUUGAAGACACGGAAAUGUUUAUCAUCACCGAUGUCAAUCAAUCUGGAAGAGGCAGCUUGUGCGGAUCAAGAAUCUGAUGCUUGCAUUAUAUGCCAGGAUGAUUACAAGCAUCAAGAGAAGAUUGGCACUCUUGAUUGUGGACACGAGUACCAUGCAGAUUGCUUGAAGAAGUGGCUGCGCGUGAAGAAUGUCUGCCCAAUCUGCAAAUCUGAAGCAUUGACUGCAGAAAGGAAGGAUGUAUAGGAGCAAUGAUGUCACCCUUCCCUUCAGGAAAUAAAAAAAUAUUUAUAGGAAAGGGGUGAUGGUUGUGGAUGGUCAAUUAAACAUUGCUGUAUGUUCUUUCUGCUAAUUAUUUACUAUGGGCGAAGUUGGUAUUUUGGUAUGUUUUUUGUACAUUUAAAUGCAGAUAAUACAACUAACAGUCUCACUGUGAAUCAUUUGUUUGGUGGUCCUGUAUUUAUCAAACUUGUACAGACUUACUCAUUAAGCAUUUGCGUGCUUGUAUUAUUAACUUUCUGUUAAUGUUUCAUUUUCAUGUUCAGAUUGACA